UACUGCGGUUUUUUUUUUAUCGUGACAUCAUUUAGGGUUUAACACUCAAAGCUCAAAAAACGUUGAAUAUGGAGAAACCUUAGCCAGUAUUGGCUUAAACCCUAACACAAACAGAAAGGACAAAAAUGGAGCUUCAAUCAGUUUGUCGUGGAUUUACACCUCCAAACCUUACAUUAUCAGCUCAGUGUCUCUCGUGUCGUCGAAUAAUUGUUUCUACCAGGCUUGGAAGCUCUUCAAGAACAUAUCGGUCUAGCUUAAGCAGAAGAGUCCUAGUUCACGCUUCAAGUUCUAAUUCUAGUGCGGACACAAAUUUGCAGCUUUCGUAUAGGCAAACUUCAGGUGUGCCUGUUGCUAGUUUUGAUGGGUUGGAACCAUUUAGAGGUAAUUCAGGUUCUGUUUCCUUUUGUGGAUUGACUCACCAGUCUGUGGAAGCUAGAAAAUUGGUGUCAGCACCUUUCAGUGAAGACAAAGGAUCAUUUCUUUGGGUUUUGGGACCUAUCGCAUUGUUAUCAUCAUUGUUUGUUCCGCAGUUCUACCUUAACAAUGCAAUUGAGUCUUUCAUCAAGGAUGCCAUUCUUGUAGAAAUUGUCUCUUCUUUGUUCUCUGAAGCAAUGUUUUACGCCGGUGUUUCAAUAUUCCUGCUUGUAACUGAUAGAAUUCAGCGCCCGUAUCUGCAAUUUAGCCCCAAAAGUUGGGGCCUCGUCACAGGCCUUAAAGGAUACUUGACAUCUGCAUUCUUUGCCAUGGGCUUCAAGGUCAUUGCUCCUCUUCUUGUUGUAUUCAUAACCUGGCCGGUACUUCGCCUGCCUGCCUUGGUUGCUGUGCUUCCCUUCCUAGCCGGCUGCAUUGCUCAACGUAUCUUCGAGAUUCGUUUGGACCAGCGAGGUUCAUCGUGCUGGCCUUUAGUCCCCAUUAUUUUUGAGGUUUAUAGAAUCUAUCAAUUGACGAAAGCUACUCAUUUUAUCGAGAAAUUGAUGUUCGCCAUGAGGGAGCUUCCUGAAUCUCCACAGUUGUUUGAAAGAAACAAUGCCUUAAUUGUGAUGAUAGUCACCUUCCAAGUCCUUGGCGUGGUUUGCCUCUGGUCAUUGUUGACCUUUUUCAUAAGGCUAUUUCCUUCUAGACCUGUAGCUGAGAACUAUUGAUGUUUGUAAAAAUUACUAUAUGUUGUAUUCAAUGGGUUUCAUGCCUAAUUAGCAUAUGCAGAGUAUAAAAUAGUUAGUAGAGUUGAUAUUA
Mercurialis annua (annual mercury) is the source of this 1233-nucleotide messenger RNA. RefSeq lists its product as uncharacterized. Lineage: Eukaryota; Viridiplantae; Streptophyta; Magnoliopsida; Malpighiales; Euphorbiaceae. The coding region runs from base 126 to 1142 and encodes 338 amino acids. The record is from RefSeq and is a predicted model, not a curated record. Gene Ontology annotation, cellular component: chloroplast. The transcript is spliced from 5 exons.